CCAAUUACAUUAGUCGCUGAAGCUUUUGGGAAUUUGUGAAAGUAAUUGGCUUGUAGUUGCUAAGAGUUGUUGUACAUUGAUUGUUCUAUUUUAGUUUUGAGAUAUCGUUCUUUGAAUUACUCUGCUUUAAGUGUUUCCCUUGUAACCUUUAGUUGCAAUUUGACUCGCUAGAGAAACGAUAAGAAAUACUAUCUUGUAUGUAUUAAUGUUGCUUCAGAAUUUGUAUGCUGUCUUGUUUUUUUAGAGUAAAAGCCAUGUCUUUCUUCAAUGAUGAUUUUCUCGUGUACUUGUUUCAGCUCUAGGUUUUAGUCCAUGGAACAUAAGCUUAAUUGUUUUUGAAUUGAAAAACACGGAAAAACGGUCUAUUUCCCCCCCGAGAACUAUCGCAUCAUAACAGAUGCAGCCCAAACUUUGACCCCGAUCCUAAUGUCCCUGAAAUUAAAGUUCAAUACCUAUUUCCCCCCGAAUCAAAAGUUCAAUUCUUAAAUCCCCCCGAAUCAAAAGUUCGAGAGUUACAAUCCCACGGUUCCGGGUUUAGUCGGUUUACCUAAAGCCUAAACCCAAAGCUAAACCAAUUAAAUGUUAUGUUAACCAGAAUAAACCCUAAUCUACCCAAUUUCGACCCGAUUUCACUCUUUUAACCAAAACCCACUACCCGAUUUCACUCUUUUAACCAAAACCCAUCAAAUCGAAAACCGAAACCCUAAAAUCAGAACUUCAAAAAAUCCCCAAAUUUCCCGACGAACCCUAGAGAGAAAUUUAGAGAGAUCGAAGCUUCCAAUCUCUGGUGCUCUCAAUCGAAGGAUGGCUGUAGUCGUUCGUGACCCGAAUAUUGAUCCUAUUGGUGAUGUUGAUCCUGAAGGUGAAGACAGAGACCAAUUUCACAUCGAAGAAAUGUUGAAUGAGUGGACUGACGAACCUCAUAUUCGCCACGACGAGUACCCAGAGAGCGAUGCUGAAGAGAAUGGCGAUGGUCCUGAGAGAUUUCAUACCCAUAUCAGACGAGGUGAUGGCCAUUUGUACCCGAAGCAAACUUUCUUCAGUGGAGUUGCUUUCAAGGAGGCGGUAGUUGACUAUGCUCUUAGGACAGGAUGCAAUCUAAAGCAGUACAGGUAUGAUAAUGAUAAAAUUGGCUUUAAAUGUGUUGGUAACGAUGGUAAGGAGGAAGGAGUACGGUGUGAGUGGCAAGUUUAUGCCGCGAUUCUUCCUAAAGAUCAAAUGUGGAAGAUUAGGAAGUUUAUUGAUAAACAUAGCUGCAUCCCUAAUGGAGAGUGUGAGAUGUUUAAGGUGCCACAUAUAGCUAGGCUGUUCGUUGAUAAGAUUAGGGAUAAUCCAGAAUUCUACUUGCCAGCUAAGAUUGAAGAAGUGAUAAAGGAACAGUGGAAGAUCAGUGUGACUAGGAAUCAAUGUCAGGCUGCGAGAAAGAAGGCAAGGCAAUGGAUUGAGAAGGAGUAUGAUGAUCAGUUCGCGAGAUUAAGAGAUUAUGCCGCUGAAAUACUUGAUUCUAAUCCGGAUUCACAUGUAGAAGUUGAUUGUCUGACCAAUGAGGAAGGUAAAGACAUGUUCAAUAGGUUUUAUGUCUGUUUUGAUAAUCUAAGAAAGACUUGGAAGGAGAGCUGUAGGCCUCUUCUAGGUAUUGAUGGCUGCUUUUUAAAGAACAAGGUAAAGGGACAGUUGUUGGUAGCAUUGGGUAGGGAUGCUAAUAAUCGCAUCUAUCCUGUGGCAUGGGGAGUAGUUAAAGUAGAGAAUACAGAGAAUUGGGUUUGGUUUGUGAAGAAUUUGAAGGAAGAUUUGGGAUUAGGUGAUGGUGAAGGCUACAUCAUGCUUUCAGAUAGGCAGAAGGGUUUGAUCAAAGGUGUUCAUCUUGAGUUGCCAAACAUAGAGCAUAGGAUGUGUGUUCAACACAUAUAUGGUAACUUGAAAAAGAAUCAUGGAAGUAAAAGCCGCAUGAAGCCACUGUUAUGGGAUUUAGCUUGGGCUUAUAAUGAGAAAGAUUAUAAGCAGAAACUAGAGAGGAUCUUCUGCUAUGACACAGUUGUCUUCAAUGACAUCAUGAAGACAAAUCCAAUGAGUUGGUGCAGGGCAUUCCAUAAGAGAGGCAGCUACUGUGAGGAUGUGGACAACAAUUUCACUGAGUCUUUCAAUGGUUCUCUGAACAAGGCAAGAGAGAAGCCAUUUGUGGCUAUGUUAGAGACUAUAAGACGACUUGCUAUGGUGCGGAUUGCAAAGAGGUCUGUGGAAUCUCAUACUUACACAGGGAGCUGCACUCCUUAUGUUGCAUUAUUUCUCUCAAAAGAACACAAGUUUGCUUCUUUGGCAAAAGUGACUACAAGCACCAAUGGGAUGUAUGAAGUCAGGCAUGGUAUUGAUUCUCAUCGUGUGUGCUUGAAAAGCUACACAUGUACAUGCCAGAAGUGGCAGAUCUGUGGCAUCCCGUGUGAGCAUGCGUAUGGAGUGAUCUUGGACAAGAAGCUUGCACCAGAGGACUAUGUGUGUCAUUGGUUCAGGACAUCAACCUGGAAAAAGAACUACACUGACGGUUUGUGUCCACAGAGAGGUCCUAAGUUCUGGCCUGAGACUAAUGCUCCUGCUGUCUUUAAUCCACAGCCACCAGAAGGAGAGAAGAAGAUGACAAAAGAGGAUAAGAAGAGGAAGAAGGGUGUCAAUGAGUCUCCAACUAAGAAGGCAGCAAAGAACAAGAAACGGAUCAUGCAUUGUGGCAUUUGUGGGAUAGCUGAUCACAAUUCUAGGGGAUGCCAGAAGAAAGCUAAGGCUUCUCAAUCUGUUUUGCAGCCUUCUCAACCUGAACCAAGUCAAGGUUCACUCACUCAAGCUUAAUCAAGUAGUAGCUAAGUAGAUGUAGGGCACUAAUGUGGUUGUCUCAUUCUAAUUUUCGAUCACAUAUGACUUGUGUAUCCCUCUGUUUUGUAAACCUUUUGAAUGUUUCGGAUGGAUGAUUGUUUCUUUGUUUUGUAAACCUUUUGAAUGAUUUAAAGAAUGGUUUAAAGAAUGUUUGUUUCUCUUGUUUUGUUUUGAAUGUUUGGUUGUCUGUUAUGACCAAUUCUGAAAAACACAUCAUGACCAAACUA
This is a messenger RNA of Arabidopsis lyrata subsp. lyrata, 3089 nucleotides long. RefSeq lists its product as uncharacterized. The transcript has 4 exons. The coding region runs from base 805 to 2838 and encodes 677 amino acids. The record is from RefSeq and is a predicted model, not a curated record. Gene Ontology annotation, molecular function: zinc ion binding. NCBI's taxonomy places the organism in Eukaryota, Viridiplantae, Streptophyta, Magnoliopsida, Brassicales, Brassicaceae.